This is a messenger RNA of Phytophthora infestans T30-4, 419 nucleotides long. RefSeq names its product Crinkler (CRN) family protein. The annotation marks the transcript as partial. The transcript has a single exon. The record is from RefSeq and is a predicted model, not a curated record. Lineage: Eukaryota; Oomycota; Peronosporomycetes; Peronosporales; Peronosporaceae.
AUGGUUACUUUGUACUGUGUCGUCGUUGGUGUGGCUGGGAGCGCGUUCCCUGUGGACAUUGACGAGAACAAGUCCGUGGGGCACUUGAAGGACGCGAUCAAGGAGAAGAACGCAUGGACGAUCACAUGCGACGCCAAGAACCUGCAGCUCUUCCUGGCGAAGAAGAAGAAAGGCGCUGGGGUGUGGCUAACGGAGAACGACGUGAAGGACGGUGUCAGUGACACGAGUGAUUUGAAGCUAUUGGGCGUUGCAGGAGCGCCGCUCAGCUUGGUUGGCUUGUCGGAGAAGGACGUCAAGUUCGUACCCACGCUAGAGGAUGUCGAGUCGAUGAACACACCUGUUCACGUGCUGGUGGCGUUGCCUCCUGGGACAAGUAGUGCUCCUAUUUCUGAUGGGACGGACUUAUGGCUGUCGAGAGU